Corticium candelabrum is the source of this 1630-nucleotide messenger RNA. RefSeq lists its product as uncharacterized. Lineage: Eukaryota; Metazoa; Porifera; Homoscleromorpha; Homosclerophorida; Plakinidae. The transcript has 5 exons. The coding region runs from base 68 to 1402 and encodes 444 amino acids. The record is from RefSeq and is a predicted model, not a curated record.
UCGCUACGAUUUCCUCACAGUUGCUUACUGCGUUGCAGGUAUAAGACACCGAAGUUGCACAGCAAACAUGAAAACACUCUGCAUCCUUUGCUUUACUCUCGUUUUCUUCAGCUAUUGUCAGGAUGCACAUGAGAGUGACAAUUUGUUGCCGGAAUGGCAGUCAACAAACAAGAGUGAAUGGGAGCUGUUCAGUUUCAAUCACCAGAGCUCAAACUGGACAGAUGGAAGCGAAGUCCUAGUUGCUGAGUGUAAGAAGAAGUCGACACCCUCCAGUCUCGUGCACAAGUUUUGUCAGUGUGAGGCUAUCUCUCCGCUUAUUAGAAUUGACGCAACAAAGUCGUAUGCAUUCAGCAUCUUCGUCAACUCGACGGACUCGGACAUGGAGAAUUUAUUCGGCUUCUAUGUUUAUGACAAAAACCAAGCAAGAAUAGACGGUAAAUGGCGAAACCCAUACUUCAAAAUAAUUGAACACAGACAUAAUACGUGGACAAGAUGGACAGCUUAUGUUCUGCCUCAUUUUGUCCCUGGCACCAACAAUAACAGCAUGGUUAAUGUACAGUACACCAAUGGGCAAGACUGGAUUUGGCCGAGUAAUGCCGAGUAUGCCACUUUACGAUUUCAGUCGUUUCAUGACAGCGAUGAUGAUAUCGGUUGCAUCACAUUCAGUGGAAGUGCUGACGGCGAUGGUCAUGAUCCGGAGGGUUCAGCUGAUAAUGUGCUUGAUUAUCAUGUGGAUGGCGAUCAUAGUAGAACUUGGUAUGCUUUUCCAAGUGUUCGAGAAAUAGACUAUGUUCAACGUGCAUUGCCUGGACGUGAUGGAAAGGUCAGGACGUUUGACAUUGCUGAUGAACAAGACUGGGCGUCUGUACCAAAUUACAUUGGCAAGGCAUCUGUAAGCGGACAACACACCGCCAUAGCAAUGAGCAUGGAGCAAGGGACAAAGUGUUACUAUCCAUGGGGCAUUACACAUUACCUUCUAAUCGAUCCAAAAAUGAGAUACGAGCUCAGCGUUUGGAUCAUGAGCACUGCAAAUGAUCUCAACAACUUCCUUGGCUUUCAAGUAUUCGACAAAGAAUUUAACAUCCUCGAAGCCAAUUCCACUGGUGACCAACAUCAUGCAUACCAUCACAGUCGCGAAGCCAAAAUACGAUAUUUCAAAGGAUCCGAGGACGACCCAACCACAUGGAAUCGAUGGAAUGGAUUUAUACUCCCGCAAGAGUCAAAUCCCGAAUAUCCACCUGAUGACGUUCCCCCCUAUUUCAGUAAAGGGGUAGACUGGGUGUGGCCAAGUGAUUCCAUGUAUAUUCAAUUGAGAUUCGGCGCUUGCUAUGGUGAUGGAGACAAUAAAGGGAAGACCUACUUUGCUCUCCCUCGGCUGAUCGAGUCCAAUCUGCACCCCUAAGACAUCCCAUAUGGUACAGUGUACUUCUGUCUGUCUCACAGUAACAGUAAAAAUAAUAAUGGGUGCUCAUUGCAUUCCCACCUGUGCGAGCGAGCACGUACUAUACAGCUGCAGAGUGAAAUUUUUCAAAACAACGACUAGAAUACGUUGUUCUAGACACUAGCUGUAUUUAGUAAAAGACCAGGAAAAGCAAGCUUCUGCUAGAUACCGCAGUAACUUGCAAAAGCA